AUGUGGGUGUGGAUGUGGGUCUACGCCUGCAUGCGCGUGCCCAUAAAGCGAUCUCUGCGGCGAGUGCCCUCCGGUGGCAGAGCGAGUGACCUUCUCGAGAGAAACAGUGACUCUCGAGAGCAGCAGCGAGCGACCCUCUCGAGAGCAGCAGCGAGCGACCCUCUCGAGAGCAGCAGCGAGCGACCCUCGAGAGCAGCAGCGAGCGACCCUCUCGAGAGCAGCAGCGAGCGACCCUCUCGAGAGCAGCAGCGAGCGACCUUCUCGAGAGCAGCAGCGAGUGCCCUCUCGAGAGCAGUAGCGAGCGACCCUCUCGAGAGCAGCAGCGAGCGACCUUCUCGAGAGCAGCAGCGAGUGCCCUCUCGAGAGCAGCAGCGAGUGCCCUCUCGAGAGCAGCAGCGAGUGCCUCUCGAGAGCAGUAGCGAGCGACCGUCUCGAGAGCAGCAGCGAGCGACCUUCUCGAGAGCAGCAGCGAGUGCCCUCUCGAGAGCAGCAGCGAGUGCCCUCUCGAGAGCAGCAGCGAGUGCCCUCUCGAGAGCAGUAGCGAGCGACCCUCUCGAGAGCAGUAGCGAGCGACCGUCUCGAGAGCAGCAGCGAGUGCCCUCUCGAGAGCAGCAGCGAGUGCCCUCUCGAGAGCAGCAGCGACACAGCGAGCGACCCUCUCGAGAGCAGCAGCGAGUGCCUCUCGAGAGCAGCAGCGAGUGCCCUCUCGAGAGCAGUAGCGAGCGACCCUCUCGAGAGCAGCAGCGAGCGACCCUCUCGAGAGCAGCAGCGAGCGACCGUCUCGAGAGCAGCAGCGAGUGCCCUCUCGAGAGUAGCAGCGAGUGCCCUCUCGAGACAGUAGCGAGCGACCCUCUCGAGAGCAGCAGCGAGCGACCCUCUCGAGAGAAGCAGCGAGCAACCCUCUCGAGAGCAGCAGGAGUGUCUCUCGAGAGCAGCAGCGACUGA
This is a messenger RNA of Penaeus vannamei (Pacific white shrimp), 945 nucleotides long. NCBI's taxonomy places the organism in Eukaryota, Metazoa, Arthropoda, Malacostraca, Decapoda, Penaeidae. The record is from RefSeq and is a predicted model, not a curated record.